GUUUCGCCUUAGAUACGUGUAGUCGUUUAUAGGUAAUGGCAGCUCGAAGGAGUUCGUCGGAAAAAAAUCCAAAAAUACACAGCAAUAAUUCGAAAAGUUCCGAGGUAAACAUCGUUACAACAAAACGGACAAACGCUAAGUGUUUGCGAUCGAUUCCGAACGAAAAAGAGGAACCUAGACAUUUAUCUUACUCAGAGCAGUACACAAAAACGAGAGAAGAACAUGCACCAUACAGGGUUGUUAGUAAAGAAGUCGAACUAGACGCCUUGAAUCGUAAGUACAUAGGCACUUAUAAUAUAUUAAUUGAUUAUUUAUUAUGUAAUACAAGUAUACAACUCGUACAAUCGGGAUAUUAACGAGCCAAGUUUAAUGUUUAGCCGUCGAAAUGAGCGAGUCAGAAGAUUGCAUCAUCAUCGGAAAAACGUCAGUUAAAGAAGAACCACCAGAAAUAUUGAACCUAGACAAAACCAUUGAAGAGUUAAAGACGGCGACGGAAUACAAAUUUAUUUAUCUAGUUUACGCAGUCAGCAAAAAAUCUAAAUAUUUUUCACCGUAUAAUUUCAAAAUUGUUCUGUUUCAAAAUAUCA
Messenger RNA from Metopolophium dirhodum (rose-grain aphid), 587 nucleotides. RefSeq lists its product as uncharacterized. The transcript has 3 exons. Bases 36 to 356 code for a protein of 106 amino acids. Lineage: Eukaryota; Metazoa; Arthropoda; Insecta; Hemiptera; Aphididae. The record is from RefSeq and is a predicted model, not a curated record.